Messenger RNA from Plectropomus leopardus (leopard coralgrouper), 1634 nucleotides. It is a transcript of the gene timp2a, whose product is annotated as TIMP metallopeptidase inhibitor 2a. Gene Ontology annotation, molecular function: protease binding; metalloendopeptidase inhibitor activity. Gene Ontology annotation, cellular component: extracellular matrix. Gene Ontology annotation, biological process: response to cytokine; negative regulation of endopeptidase activity; negative regulation of membrane protein ectodomain proteolysis. Lineage: Eukaryota; Metazoa; Chordata; Actinopteri; Perciformes; Serranidae. The record is from RefSeq and is a predicted model, not a curated record.
GUCCGUUAAAACCGAAAAAACCGGAGGGGGGGGACGCUGCUGUCCGCCGCUGGAGCUGCACUGCAACGCAUCUGCGCAGCACACAGACACGAAGAAGCCUGAAAAAGAAAAACCGUCGCAUCAGUGUUUAUGAAAAUGCCGUUUUCCGUUAACGGCAUCCUUUGCACGCUCGCGCUGCUGGUCCUGUGGCGGGCGGAGGAGCUCGCGGAAGCUUGCAGCUGCGCUCCGGUACAUCCGCAACAGGCUUUCUGCAACGCCGAUGUAGUGAUUCGAGCAAAGGUGGUGGGAGAGAGAGAGGUGGAUUCUGGGAAUGAUAUCUACGGGAACCCAAUCAAGAGGAUCCAGUACGAGGUCAAACAGAUCAAGAUGUUCAAGGGGCCUAACGAGGACAUCGAGGCUGUCUUCACUGCUCCUGUGUCCGCCGUCUGUGGUGUUACCCUGGAUGCCAACGGCAAGAAGGAGUAUUUGAUCUCAGGCAAGGCCGAGGCCGGCAGGCGCAUGCAUGUGACCCUGUGUGAUUACAUCAUGCCCUGGGACACCUUGAGCAACACCCAGAAGAAGGGCCUGAGCCAGCGCUACCAGAUGGGCUGUGAAUGCAAGAUUGUGCGCUGUCCCUCUUUGCCCUGCGAGAUCUCAGCUCCUGAGGAGUGUCUGUGGACGGACCUGAUGAUGGAGAAGCAGAUGUACGGACGCCAGGCCAACCACUACGCCUGCAUCAAGAGGGCGGACGGCUCCUGCUCCUGGUACCGCGGCGUCUCAUCGCCCAAGAAGGAGUUCCUGGACGCCGACGACCCUUAAGUCGCGCGGCUCGCCUGACUGCCCACUGCACAGCCUGGCUGGAAAACAAAUGUAAACGAUUCCAUUGAAAUUUAAGUGAUUUUUUUGAUAUAAAAAAGCAAAGUUAAUGUGACUUAAAUUACCUGCUGGUCUGAAAACAAUCUUCAGCCUCUCUUCGUGUCUGUUGUCCGUUCGUAUUUCAGUGAAAGAGAGCAACAAACUCAGUGUGCUCAACUUUGACUGAAGAGGCUCGGAGGUUGUUCUCAGACUCUAAAAAAAACCAAAAAAGCAUCAUGAGACAUAGACUGGUCAAGUGAUGACGUAACUUCCUCCUGAGGCUGGCGUCAGGAGGAUAUUAAUUCUCGGUGAGACAGAGCACUUCCUGCCCCACAAAGCGCUUUAACAGCUCUGCUCUCCGCCAAUCAACCCCGGACGAUCAUUCGUUACCCAUCGUGUGUUUCUACUUUUAUUACCUCAUUCUCCAUUUUUAUUCCAAAGCCAAAUUCCAAGUUGCCUUUUUUUAAAAUGAUUGUCUCGCUCUCUUCGAACUCUACAGAGAAUAGGAUCGUGAUGUCAGCGGUAGGGAGUAGCGCUAAGCAUUGUGGGACUUCUGGAUACAGAAGCUACUGUAGAGACCGAGAACAAUAGAUGAUACGGUUGAGAUUAUCCAAUAUGGAAACUUCUGAACUCUGAAAAUCUGCAGCUCCUGCAGCCAUCCUUUUGUAAAUUGAAUAUGUAGAGAAAUUUGUAAUUUUUACUGCUCGAAAGUGUAACCGCUCACUCCACGAACAAAAAAUUCACAAAAAUUAAAUUUGGCAGCCCAUUAAAAUGGCCCGACCACUCCUUGUGUUCAUAAA